AGAGAGAGAGAGAGAGAGAGAGAGAGAGAGAGAGAGAGAGAGAGAGAGAGAGAGAGAGAGAGAGAGAGAGAGAGAGAGAGAGAGAGAGAGCGGUGAGAGAGUGGGGGCGAGAGAGAGACUCAAAGAAAAACGCUCGGGAUUCCAACACGCAGCAGCGACACGCCUGCGACAGGAUUCGCUGGCUCACAAGCACAAGCAUCGGCUCAAGCACAGAGAGACAGCGCCGCCCACACGAUGCUGCUAUCGCUGCUCGGCGCUCCCUGGCUUGCGCCCGGCCCCUCCUCGGCGCGGCUCGCUUCGCCGGCAGCCAUGCAGCUCCAGGGCGGCUCGCUGCGCACCUGGCACUCUCCCGACCCGUGGGCGGAGGAGGGCGACUUCUUUCUCGGCACGGAAGGACGGCCGAUGGACGCAAAUGUCGAGCUCUGGUCGGGGCCGGACAACACGGCAUUUCGCAUGCGCGUGUAUGGCGAGAACGGCAACCUCCGCCCCGUUCGCGGCACAGUGGGGAUGCGGGGGCGGCACCCGAGGUCCAACGCGAUUGCCGUUCGCAAUGCCGGCCCACUCGAGUUUCCAAUGUCGGACGUCGGCGUCUUUGGAGGCGGGGCGGAGCAGCCGUCGAUCGAGUGCCUCGAGUCCGCCUCGACCGUGCAGGGCGGCUCUCUGAGGACGUACCCUGUCGGCCCUUACGUUGAUGCCGUGCAGGUGCUGCUCCGGAGCGACGGCCUUCCCGUCAAUGCGACCAUCGAGAUCGUGCAGGGCCCAAACACCAACCGGCAGGGCAUCGAGCUGUACACGGACGACGGGCGCGAGCGGCCCAUCUUUUACAUUCUCGAGACGCCCGGCUAUGGCAGCGUGGUCGAGGUGCGCAACACUGGCCCGCUGGAGUUCCCGAUUGCCGCCUCGGUCGUGCCGCACUCGGUCGGCAUGGCUGACGAAAGCUUCGGCGGAGGAGGAUACGGCCGAGGAGGCUACGGCGGCGGCGGUGGCGGCGGCUACGGCGGCGGCGGCGGCGGCGGCGGCGGCGGCCGCUACGGGGGAGGCCUGGGCGGGAUGCGCCCGAUGGGUGGCAUGGGCGGCGGCAUGACGAUGGGCGGCAUGAUGGGGAUGGGCCAGAUGGGCGGCGGCAUGGGAGGCAUGCCCCCCCCGCGCAACCGGGCCGAGGCGAGGAUGCAGGCCCGCGCAUUUGGGAUGGGCGGGGGAGAAGGGAGGGGAGGGGCGGGCUUCGGACCGGGCGGCAGAGGUGGGCCCCGCGGUAACUGGCAAGGUGGAGGCAUUCCGUUCCGUCCGCCGCCUCCGUACUAGCUGGUGCGGCUGUCGUGGGAGUGGGUUUUUGUGCGGUGUGCGCAGAGUGCCGUUGGCGCGGGCAGCGGGGGCACGAUACAUGGAUAUAAAUAAACAAAGACUUUUCAA
This is a messenger RNA of Emiliania huxleyi CCMP1516, 1410 nucleotides long. RefSeq lists its product as hypothetical. The transcript has 4 exons. The record is from RefSeq and is a predicted model, not a curated record. NCBI's taxonomy places the organism in Eukaryota, Haptophyta, Isochrysidales, Noelaerhabdaceae. The coding region runs from base 235 to 1302 and encodes 355 amino acids.